Neoarthrinium moseri is the source of this 972-nucleotide messenger RNA. RefSeq lists its product as uncharacterized. The coding region runs from base 1 to 972 and encodes 323 amino acids. NCBI's taxonomy places the organism in Eukaryota, Fungi, Ascomycota, Sordariomycetes, Amphisphaeriales, Apiosporaceae. Gene Ontology annotation, molecular function: acyltransferase activity. The record is from RefSeq and is a predicted model, not a curated record. The transcript has a single exon.
AUGGAGAGGUUCAGUCAGUUCCGCGAUCGCGGCAGCGGCAUCUCGCCCUUCAUCCCGCAUCGCACCCCCGUCUCGGCCCUGCUGUCCGUCGGCCACUUCUUCCUCUUCGUCUUCCGCCUGCCGCUCUUCCUCCUCUACGCCGGCUUCUACUUCGUGCUGCUCACCCACCUGCCGCUGCCCCAGUUCGUGCGCAAGCUGCUGCUCUGGGGCAUGCUGGUCAUCCCCGGCAUCUGGUGGAUCGACCUGCAGCUCGACGGCGUCAAGCGCGGCCACCUGCACAAGAAGUCCAUCGAGCGCAUCCCCUACGAGGGCACCCUCAUCGCCGCCCAGUUCACGAGCCCCAUCGACGCCCUGUACCUGGCCACCAUCUUCGACCCCAUCUUCACCGUCAGCUACCCCGGCACCCAGAAGGUCACCCGCAUCUCCACCCUCGGCGCCAUCCUGCGCGCCCUCGCCCCCGUCCAGCUGGCGCCCCCGAGCCCCAAGAACCUGACCAGCCUGCGCGGCAUCGUCGAGAACAACCCCCACCGCGUCGUCGUCGUAUUCCCCGAGUGCAGCACCACCAACGGCCGCGGUCUCCUCCCCUUGUCGCCCAGUCUGCUGAGCGCCCCCGCUGACACCAAGAUCUUCCCCGUCAGCUUACGCUAUACGCCCCAGGACAUCACGACCCCGAUUCCAGGUGCAUACUUUGGCUUCUUCUGGGAGCUGUUGUCGCGCCCAACCCACUACGUCCGAGUCCGAAUUGCCGAGGCCGUCACCACAAAGUCGGAAGCUGUCACCGGCAAGCCCGCUGCUCUUGACUCCGAAGACGAGGACGCGGAUCCUGGGGAGGACCCCAUCACGCCCGAGGGUCGACAGCUGCUGGAUCACAUUGGCGAGACCCUGGCCCGGCUGGCUAGAAAUAAGAGGGUCGGUCUCACGCUGCGCGACAAGGCUGCGUUCGUCGAGGCUUGGGGCAAGCGCCGCAAAUAG